GGAACAGUGAGUACAUAUAUAAUAAGCAGAUGACUCAGUGCACCCCUGUAUCAGCAGCAAGCUGUAAGACAGGGCGCCAUUUAUGUCAUUGCUCCGGAAGUGCAGUGAUGGGGUGCCUCUGGUAUUGGAACCAUCCUGCCCGAGAAUGGACAAGCACAGGAAUAAGCUUACCAAAGCGAUCUUAAACUUUACCCUGGAGAUCAUCUACCUGUUGACUGGAGAGGAUUACUCAGUAACGAAGAAGACAUCUGGGGAGUUUGUCGUUCCCAGCAACUGCAGCAAUGUGUUAGGAGGAUGGAGCAGGACCCAGAGCCCCAUCAUGGAGUCUCCACCUCAUUCACUGCUAAAUGAGAGAAACAAGAGGCAAAAGAUCCUCAAACUCACCAAUAAGAUCAUUGAGCUGCUGACUGGAGAGGUUCCUGUAAGGUGUCAGGAUGUCAGCGUCUACUUCUCCAUGGAGGAGUGGGAGUAUUUAGAAGGACACAAGGAUCUCUACAAGGACAUCAUAAUGGAGGAGCAUAAGUCCUUCACAUCACUGGAUGGACUCCGAAAUCCACCAGAGCAAUGUUCCAACCUUCUACAGUUACCGGAUAUUUCAGAGCUAAAUUGGAAUUUUCCACAAGAUCAUCAGGGUGAAGAUCUUCUUGAUAUUGAAGUAAAAGAAGAAAUAGAAGAUGAUUGGCAGUAUGGAUCCAGCAAUAGAAGUGCACCUGAGAUAUAUCCCUGCCCUUUGUAUGUCCAGAAUUGUCCAGAGGGAAAUCGCAGCAUUCCACAGAAUUAUCAGGUUGAAGAUCUCACAAGAGGGGGAGUUAAAGCAGAAGAAGAAGAGGGGGCGUCGGUGAAGGGUGAUCAGCAGUGCAAGGAGGAGGAAAUUCCAGUAGAUAUUAGAGCAGCAGAUAAUCCAAGCAGGAACUCAGAGGGGACCUGCCUGUUGUCAGAUUAUCAAGUAGAAGAUAAAGAUAUCAUGCACCAUUCUUCAGUAGAAAACCUCAUUACUCUUAAUGUAUAUCUGGGACAUCACAAUAAAGAUCUGUCAUCUAAUCCCCCAAAUCAUGAGGAACCUUCUGAUCAAUCAGUGAUUGUUACCCCAAGAGCAGCAGGUAAUCCAAGCAGGAACUCAGAGGGGGCCUGUCUGUUGUCAAAUUAUCAAGUAGAAGAUAAAGAUAUUAUGCACCAUUCUUCAGUCCAAAACCUCAUUACCCUUAAUGUAUAUCUGGAACAUCACAAUACAGAUAUGUUGUCUAAUCCCUCAAAUUGUGAGGAACCUUCUGAUCAAUCACAGAUUGUUACCCCUGCAGGUCACAGAGCGGAUAAAAUGUUUCAAUGUGGUGAAUGUGGGAAACUGUUUACAAAAAAGUCAAAUCUUUCUGUACACAGGAGAAUACACACUGGGGAGAAACCAUACUCGUGUUCAGAAUGUGGGAAAUGCUUUACUCGGAAAUUUAGCCUUGAUCAACAUGUGCAAAUUCACACUGGACAAAAGCCAUUUUCAUGUUUAGAAUGUGGUCAAAGUUUUGAUCAGAAAUCAUUACUUUCCAGGCAUAAAUUAAUUCACACAGGUGAGGAACCAGUUGAAUUAACAUGUUCUGAAUGUGGCAAAUAUUUCAUCAAGAAAUCAGGUCUUGUCGAACAUCAGAAAAUUCACACAGGAGAGAAACCAUUCUCUUGUUCUGAAUGUGGAAAAGCUUUUAUCCAGAAAUCAGGUCUUAUUGAACAUAAGAAAAUUCACACGGGUGAAAGGCUGCAUACGUGUUUGGAGUGUGGGAAAUGCUUUCCCCGAAAAUCAAAUCUUGUUAGACAUCAAAGAUUUCACACUGGAGAGAAGCCAUAUCCAUGCUCAGAAUGUGGGAAACGGUUUACCCAAAGAUCAGUUCUUGUUGAACAUCAGCGAAUUCACACAGGGGAGAAGCCAUAUUUAUGUUCAGAAUGUGGAAAGCGUUUUACACAGAAAUCAGAUCUUGUUGAACAUCAGAGAAUUCACACAGGCGAAAAGCCAUAUUCUUGUCUUGAUUGUGGGAAAUGCUUUAUCACUAAAGUCAAACUCAAGGUUCAUCAAAGAAUUCAUACUGGGGAGAAGCCAUUUACAUGUUCUGAAUGUGGGAAAGGCUUCACACAAAAAUCACAUCUUAGUAAACAUCAUAGAUUUCACUCAGGAGAGAAGCCAUUUGCAUGUUCUGAGUGCGAAAAAUGUUUUUCCAAGAAAUCAAGUCUUGUUUAUCACCAGAGAAUUCAUAUAGUGGAUAAGCCAUACUCAUGAUCAAAAAUGCAGAAAUAUGUUUUACCAAGGAAUCGGAGCUUAUUUAGCUUUAUAGAAUUCAUUCAGGUUACAGAAUGUUCAUUAUGCUGGAAAUGUUUUAGAAAAAGAACAAGUCUUUUAGGAUAGCUUCUCAUAUAGGUUUUAUAUAGUGUCGGUUUUGUGAACUUUUG
This is a messenger RNA of Bufo bufo (common toad), 2427 nucleotides long. RefSeq names its product zinc finger protein 436-like. Gene Ontology annotation, molecular function: RNA polymerase II cis-regulatory region sequence-specific DNA binding; DNA-binding transcription factor activity. The record is from RefSeq and is a predicted model, not a curated record. The transcript is spliced from 10 exons. NCBI's taxonomy places the organism in Eukaryota, Metazoa, Chordata, Amphibia, Anura, Bufonidae. Gene Ontology annotation, biological process: regulation of transcription by RNA polymerase II. The coding region runs from base 83 to 2257 and encodes 724 amino acids.